Molecule: messenger RNA, 462 nt
Organism: Psilocybe cubensis
Lineage: Eukaryota; Fungi; Basidiomycota; Agaricomycetes; Agaricales; Agrocybaceae
Exons: 2
Coding region: 1-462 (153 amino acids)
Source: RefSeq, a predicted model, not a curated record
AUGCACACGUCCCUGUUGCAGGCGUUUUUCGAUCUCCCCGGUCACAUUGUGGCGGCAUUACAAGACCCGGGGUUUGAUUUUCGAGCACCUCGUAUUCACACCCCCAUCGCCUCCACUACCUACGCAUCAACACCCCUGGAGCGCCCUCUCACUGAAGGCCAGCAAAAACGAGUUGUCAAAAGAAAUAAGGCGGCCAACAACGCCCGGGCAAAAAAACGUCAGAAAGAAUCCAAGGCGGCUGACGCGUAUGUUCGCGCUCGGGCCCACAGCAAACUCAUUGACAAAUUGGCUCCGGCGCACUGCGACCUUCAAACGGAAAACAUCCCUGUUUCCAGCACGGGUUACAUAGCCUUGAACCAAGGGCCUACGUCGGAUAGGGUGUAUACGUUGGAAGAUCUGGUGGGAGAGCAGUCCGAAUACAUCAGUAAAUCCGGAUUUUUGGAGCAUCAAAAUGGGCUGUAG